Molecule: messenger RNA, 2182 nt
Organism: Striga asiatica
Lineage: Eukaryota; Viridiplantae; Streptophyta; Magnoliopsida; Lamiales; Orobanchaceae
Source: the annotation of a GenBank genome assembly
GCACAUGAUAAUCACCGACUAGGAAGGCGCACCAGCUGCAAGCCUGCAAGGGACCGCGUAUAUUUCUCAAAACGAGUUGUACAUCGAAGACCGAUCUAUAAAGUUUUAACUUAUCGGUGUACAAUACGCUAAUGCACAUACAAAAGUCUCCGUCGCACGGUAAUAAUGGCCGGCUAAACAUAUUCUCAGUCCCCAGCCUACUCACUAAAAUAAAACACAACACACACACACACACUCUCCGGGUGUUUAGAGAGGCAGGCAAUGGCUCCGAAUUCGGGUCGGAUCCACAAGAAUGCGGCGUCGGAUCGGGUAUUCGGGCAAUCAUUCCGGGGAACCAAGUCCAGAUUCAGAUACUCCGCCGGAUUUUUUACGAUCGCCGUCUCGAUUUUCCUCACUGUCUCAUUUUUCUUCGCCGCCUCCUUCAAUCCCACCGAUCUCAAAUCCGGUUUAUCGUUUGGAUUUUCUGGAUCCCAGCCAUCAUCUCCUCGUAGGUCAAUUUUAGCAUUAAAGUCAGAUCCUUUGAAACCACGUUUAGAUCAGAUCCGAAAACAAGCUGACGACCACAGAAAUUUAGCCUUAGCUUAUGCUUCCUACGCACGGAAGCUGAAGCUCGAAAACUCAAAGCUCGUGAGGAUUUUCGCCGAACUCUCUCGAAAUUACACUGACCUAAUCUCGAGACCUUCAUACAGAGAGCAGUUCGAUUCCGAUGCAAACUCGAUUGACGAGUCAGUGCUGAGGCAGUUUGAGAAGGAGGUCAAGGAACAAAUUAAGCUCACUCGACAAGUGAUUGCUGAGGCCAAAGAAUCUUUCGACAACCAACUGAAAAUUCACAAGCUGAAGGACACCAUCUUUGCUCUGAAUGAACAGCUCACAAAAGCCAAAAAACAGGGUGCUUUUUCGAGCUUGAUUGCAGCAAAGUCGAUUCCCAAGAGCCUGCACUGCCUUGCUCUGAGGUUAAUGGAGGAAAGAAUUGCUCAUCCUGAGAAGUACUCGGAUGAAGGGAACCCACCUAAACCUGAGAUAGAGGACCCAAAGCUUUAUCAUUAUGCAAUAUUUUCUGAUAAUGUGAUAGCGGCCUCAGUUGUGGUGAACUCUGCCGUUAAAAACACAAAGGAGCCAUGGAAGCAUGUUUUCCAUGUGGUGACAGAUAAGAUGAAUCUCGGGGCCAUGCAGGUGAUGUUUAAGAUGAGGGAUUACAGUGGUGCCCAUAUUGAGGUGAAAGCUGUGGAGGAUUAUAAGUUUCUCAACUCCUCAUAUGUUCCGGUGCUGAAACAGCUCGAGUCUGCUAAGCUGCAGCAGUUUUACUUUGAGAAUAAGCUCGAGAACGCGACAAAAGAUACGACGAAUAUGAAGUUCAGGAACCCAAAGUAUCUGUCGAUUUUGAACCAUCUCAGGUUUUAUUUGCCGGAGAUGUAUCCUAAGCUGCACAAGAUUUUGUUCUUGGAUGAUGAUAUUGUUGUUCAGAGAGAUUUGACGGGGCUGUGGAAGAUAGACAUGGAUGGAAAGAUAUGCACAGUAUAUGAAUUUCUCACAUCCACUGAUCAAAGCCAGAAUGAGAAUCGAACACUUUGGAAACUAGGAACCCUGCCGCCAGGUCUGAUCACCUACUACUCCACGACCAAACCACUAGAUAAGUCUUGGCAUGUUUUGGGGCUCGGAUAUAAUCCAAGCAUAAGCAUGGAUGAGAUCAACAAUGCUGCUGUCAUACACUUUAACGGGAAUAUGAAGCCAUGGCUUGAUAUCGCUAUCUCCCAAUUCCGGCCUAUCUGGACCAAAUAUGUGGACUAUGAAAACGAAUAUGUGCAGACCUGCAAUUUUGGUCUAUGAAACAAAUAUAGCUCAGAAUCGGAACUUGUGCUUGUGGGACUCGCCAAGGAAGUUCUUCGAGGACAGUAUAGUGUUUAACACCUUUUCACACGCUGAUUAUGUGCUUGUAUUUCGCCUAGAGACCUCCGUAUUAUUUGAGUGUUGGUUCUUCAUAAUGUAGUGUAGGAUUCUGAGUGGUCUUUCCUGCUGUUCAUAUUUAUAUGCUGUUGAAGUUGCUGAAAGCUGUUAUAAUAUUGGUAAUUUCAUAUGGAAAGUUUAGGGGGUGAUUGUUUAUAAUUUCUAGAGUAAAAAAAAUCAAUCAAAACUCAAAUUUAACUCAACUUUUAUUCAAUUCCAUUCUCUUCCAUAUUAUCAA